Syngnathoides biaculeatus (alligator pipefish) is the source of this 2814-nucleotide messenger RNA. RefSeq names its product inositol hexakisphosphate kinase 2-like. The record is from RefSeq and is a predicted model, not a curated record. The transcript is spliced from 5 exons. Gene Ontology annotation, molecular function: inositol hexakisphosphate kinase activity. Gene Ontology annotation, cellular component: cytoplasm; nucleus. Lineage: Eukaryota; Metazoa; Chordata; Actinopteri; Syngnathiformes; Syngnathidae. Bases 381 to 1754 code for a protein of 457 amino acids. Gene Ontology annotation, biological process: phosphatidylinositol phosphate biosynthetic process; inositol phosphate biosynthetic process.
GGUGGUGCGUCAGUUAAGCCAGAGUCAACGUCACGCCAAUACGUUUUUGUAAGCCUUUAGUGAUGCACACGCAGCGUUUGAUGACACAAAAUUAAUGGCGGAGACUAUAUAGUUCUACAGAAGAGGGCUGUACACUUCCCCAGGGCAACUGACGCGAAGGAAAUAAAGGAUUUUCUUGCCUCGGUCCUUCCUGCUCAGCCUUUGUUUUGGGUUUUUUUUUUUUUUUCAACGCCAGCCUUGGUCGAAGCAGGUGACGUGCAGCGCCCCCUGUGGACGAAGUGGGAAACAAGUUCAGGAUAGGGAGCCGGACCAGUGGCCGAGCCUCUUGCCUUGCGUGCGACGUGGGUCCACCACGCUCAGCUGUCCGAUGCGGAGUGAGGAUGAGUCCCGCUCUGGAAGCCCUCAUGCAGGCGGACGGGACUCCCUAUUCGGGGAAAGGGGUCAUGCUUGAACCCUUCGUGCACCAGGUGGGGGGCCACUCCUGCGUGCUGCGAUUCGGGGAGCAGACCAUCUGCAAGCCGCUCAUUCCCCGCGAGCACCAGUUUUACAAGAGCCUCCCGGCCGAAAUGAGGAAAUUCACCCCUCAGUAUAAAGGUGUCGUUUCGGUCAGUUUUGAAGAGGACGAGGGAGGGAACCUGUGCCUCAUUGCUUACCCUCUUCAUAGCGAAUCGGGCGACCUGGAAAAUAAGGACCCCUCGUCGGACUGCGAGCCCAAGAACAAGAUGUUAAAGUGGAGCAACAAAAAGCAGUCCCCUUUGCACUUGGAGAACGACAACUUCAGCAAAGAGAGAGCCCGACAGAGCCGGAAAGACGACAAGAUCAUGAGCUACCGUGAUGAUGUGCAAGCGCAGCAGCAGGCAGAGGUCCUGUAUUUAAGCCUUGAGAAAGGCAACAUGGUGCCGCAGAUUAAACACAAUCCCUGGAGUCUCAAAUGUCAUCAGCAGCAUUUACAGAGGAUGAAGGACAAUGCGAAGCACCGGAACCAAUACAAGUUCAUCCUUUUGGAGAACCUAACGUGGCGUUACACAGUACCAUGUGUCUUGGACUUGAAGAUGGGCACCCGGCAACAUGGCGACGACGCUUCAGAGGAAAAGAAAGCCAAUCAGAUCCGCAAGUGUCAACAAAGCACAUCGGCUUCCAUAGGCGUUCGACUCUGUGGCAUGCAGGUGUAUCAGUCCGAUUCUGGUCAGCUCAUGUUCAUGAAUAAGUACCACGGCCGAAAGCUAACCUUCGCAGGCUUCAAGGAGGCCCUUUACCAGUUUUUCCACGACGGACGUCGUCUGCGGCGUGAGCUGCUCUCCCCGGUGCUACGACGUCUCCGCGAAAUGCAAGCUGCCCUGGAGUCCUGCGAAUCCUACCGAUUCUAUUCGAGCUCCCUGCUCAUCAUCUACGACGGAGAUCCUCCCAGAACGUCCUCUCGACCCAGACACCGCGGUGGAGAGGAGGGCGAUGAAGAUGAGUUGUCUGACGAGGAGGAAGAAGGGGCCUUCGGUUUCCCUCGUUCGUCCUCUGCAGGCUGCAGCGCUGGCGGAACCGGAGGGAGCGGCAACGGUAACGGCGGUCGCUCGGCCCACAGCACAGCGGAGUCCAGCAGUCCCACGGUGGACGUGCGCAUGAUUGACUUUGCGCACACGACUUGCCGCCACUACGGCGAGGACAGCGUCGUGCACGAGGGCCAGGACAGCGGGUUCAUCUUCGGGCUCCAGAAUUUGAUCACGAUCAUCUCCCAGCUGGAGGAUCACAGCACUGACUGAGGCUUACACCAGAGCCGCCAUGUUCUGAAUUUCAAGCCUGGGGAAUGAGCUCGAUGAGUCGACGACCCGCUUCUCCGAGGUGCGUCCGCGUUGGAGGUCUGAGCCUCCCCGCCUGCUUGGAGAGAACCUCGGACUCCUUGACGUCAGCAGGGAGAGUGCGCGCGGUGCGUCACGCGCUCUCCCUCACCUGCCAGAGGACAGGGCUGCCUGAGCCCUAAGUCGCACCUUUUCCUCAUUGAGACUUCUUUUUUUUUUCCGCGCAUAGCGGGAGGAACGAGACUGAGGUCUCGCAACAAGACACAGACUCGUAGCAUCCUAGGACACUCACCCCUGCGGUGCACAGGUUUCUUCAUUGUGCAUUCUCUCUGAGAGAGAUAUUGUGAGCUAGAUGGUCGAAAUGCAAGUUUACUGUAGUUUAAAAGAGUCUGACAUGGUGCUUUACCUGUGGCAUGAGUUUAUUUGGUGUUUUAGGGGAGUGCAAUUCUAAGUGCCAGUCCCUACGAGUAUAGCACAUAAUACUGGGGGAGGGACUUAAAAGGGCUGACCUUGGCUGGCUAGGUCAGCAGCCUUGUAGCAAUCAACAACGUAAGCUCCUGAUAAGGACAUUUUGUGUUUAUGUUGGUGUUUGUAAGAAAUGUGCUCUGUGUCUCCAAUCAGGCACUUUGGGGGGCUUUCAACACACGAUGGACAAGAUUAUUUAGGAACAGGAGAAGGGCUUUGCCUUUUUCCCACAGUUCCCUCUGUACUUGAUUUCCUGUAACAAAAGAUAUAAGAAAAGUGAUUUUUUUUUUCUUCCUUUUAUUACAAUGUGCAUUUUGUUGGACUUUCUCCUAUUCAUUCCUUAAAAGUGGACUUGAAGAGAAUUCACUGAUUUUAAAAUCACUAGCUACCAAGAGACUAUUUAUUUGAAAUGGUUGUUGAAAAUGGAAACCAAUCACAUUCCAAAUAACCACUCAAAUGUUUUCUUAUACUGAAUUUAUUUUGUUAUUUGUGAGCCGAUAAGCUCACUUGUGUACCUGUGUGUUAGCAAUGUCUUGGAAAAUAAAGACAUUCAUUUGUG